Molecule: messenger RNA, 5173 nt
Organism: Ornithodoros turicata
Lineage: Eukaryota; Metazoa; Arthropoda; Arachnida; Ixodida; Argasidae
Gene: pcm
Product: 5'-3' exoribonuclease 1-like
Exons: 39
Coding region: 87-5102 (1671 amino acids)
Biological process (GO): nuclear-transcribed mRNA catabolic process
Molecular function (GO): nucleic acid binding; 5'-3' exonuclease activity
Source: RefSeq, a predicted model, not a curated record
CAGAAACGCUUGAGAGAAGUUAGUUAUUCUUCCAAUGGGGCCAAAUUGUAAGUUCCACCGAGCGUAACACAUCAACCUCGGAAGGAAUGGGUGUCCCAAAAUUCUACAGAUGGAUAAGCGAACGCUAUCCCUGUUUAAGCACAGUCGUGCGGGAGUAUCAGAUCCCCGAGUUCGACAACCUUUAUCUAGAUAUGAAUGGCAUAAUACAUGUAUGCUCCCAUCCCAACGAUGCCGACCCCCACUUUCGAAUCACAGAGGAAAAGAUAUUCGCUGACAUCUUCAACUAUCUCGAGUUCCUGUUUCGGAUGAUAAAGCCGCGUAAGACAUUCUUCAUGGCAAUUGAUGGUGUGGCGCCCAGGGCGAAAAUGAAUCAACAACGUGGACGCAGAUUUAGGUCUGCAAGGGAAGCAGAACUUCUGGAGAAACAAGCUAAAGAAAGGGGUGAAGUUUUACCAACUGAGGCUAGGUUUGACUCGAACUGCAUCUCUCCUGGAACGGAGUUCAUGGCUCGGCUGAACGAACAGCUGAAGUACUUUGUCACAAUGAAAAUGUCAACCGACCCCCUUUGGCAGAAAGUUGAAGUCUAUCUUUCAGGCCAUGAGACGCCAGGCGAAGGUGAACACAAAGUCAUGGACUUCAUCCGGACGCAGCGCAGCAAGCCAGACUAUGAUCCAAACACUCGACACUGCCUGUAUGGGCUCGAUGCUGACUUGAUCAUUUUGGGUAGCUGCUCGCAUGAGCCACACUUUGCUUUACUGCGGGAAGAAAUUGUUUAUGGAAAAAAAGAGGACAAAAGGAGGCUGAAUGUACCUGAAGAAAUCACUUUUCAUCUCCUGCACAUUUCACUUCUCAGAGAGUACCUGGCGUUUGAGUUCAGUCCUGUCAGGGAAAAGAUACCAUUUGAGUGGAACCUGGAAGGCAUCGUAGAUGACUGGGUGUUGAUGUGCUUCCUCGUGGGGAACGACUUUAUCCCUCAUUUGCCUCACAUGCACAUUGCAAACAAUGCCCUGCCCACACUGUACAGAACAUACAUGGAUGUGCUUCCCACCCUGGAAGGCUACAUAAAUGAACAAGGGACUCUUAACCUUGAACGGUUUGAGAAAUUUCUCAAGAAACUAGCUGAGUUUGACUACGAGACAUUCACCGAUACUCAUGCCGACAGGAAGUUCCUUGAAUCAAAGCGAGCAGAGAACGGAGAAAAUGGGGUCGUGAAUCAUGACAUUUCAGCAGACUCAAAGAAGGAAAGGGACCCUGAUGAAACACGGCUUCUUGAAAAGUUUGCACAUUUAGACAUUCCUGAUGUAGACAGUGAAGAAGAAGACUUGUUUGAAAUGGAGUUCCGACAGCAUAAACGAGACUACUACGUCAACAAGCUGGAUUAUUCGCAAGUUACUCCAGAUGUUCUUCAAGAGCAAGCUCACGGCUAUGUACGGGCCAUUCAGUGGAACUUGCACUACUAUUACCAUGGUGUUCCGUCGUGGAAUUGGUUCUACCCACACCAUUAUUCACCUUACAUAUCUGACAUCAAGGACUUUAAGGGAAUCAACAUGGACUUUGAUCUAGGGAAGCCUUUCUUGCCAUUUCAGCAGCUAAUGUCUAUUAUGCCCACAGCCAGUAAAAAAUUAGUCCCCAACGCAUACCAGUCACUCAUGGAAAGCGAGGAUUCACCAAUAGUGGACUACUACCCCAGAGAAUUCAGCACUGACCUGAAUGGCAAGCAACAAGAGUGGGAAGCUGUUGUUCUUAUUCCUUUUAUAGAUGAGACACGUCUUCUACCUGCCAUGGCAGAGCAUGAUCCCAGUCUGACAGAAGAGGAGCGUAAGCGCAACGUGCACAGUGGCCACCUGCUCUUCACAUAUUCUCCAGAGCCGUUGGGUCGUUAUGUGUCAACCGAGCCAGCAUUUCCUGAUGUUGAGUUCAAUCAUGCAAGAAUGAAAGAAAUUGGUAAGGAUCGAUUCCAUCUGCCAAAGGACAGAAUAAAAUUAGGACUCCUGAAAGGUGUCAACCACGACACGUACUAUCCUGGCUUUCCGACGUUCAAGCAUCUGGAACACACAGCCAAGUUGAAAAAAGCGAGUGUGAAAGUUUUCCAAGCAUUGUCAAGGAAUGAAAACAUGCUUGUGAGCAUUGUGGUGAGAGAGGAAAAGAGCAUCGAUAAGCUUGCUGCGGCCCUCCUGGGAAAAAUAGUUCUCGUGGAAUGGCCGCAUCUCCUUGAAGCGAAGGUUGUUAGCAUUGCGGACGGUGAUGUUAAAUAUUCGCUGGACCGCAAGGGUGAAAGAAUGUUCUGCGACCUUACGGAAAGCGAGGUAGACAUUUUCGGUAAGGAGGUAGAGUCAAUAACGGACAGGUACCAGUCGCGCUUCGGUGUGCUGGUUGGUCCCGUCAACGUUCUUGUCUACUGCAAGCCGAUGACAGGAAGAAAGUAUGUAUUUGGACUUCGUGGUCGCAUCACUCUGGAAAGGCAGUGGGCACAACAUAAUGUCCCUUUUGCUCUACAAACAAUUGUGCAAGAUAUCCCUACGUACGCCCCAGACAUCCAGGAGUUCAAGACUAUUGAAGAAGUUUUCCCUCAAGGAAAACUGUGUUUCAUGAUCGGUUUCCCUCACUAUGGCUGCCAGGGCGAAGUUGUGGAUUCUAAACUCCAAAGAAAACAAGGACGGAUUUUGAUAAAGUUCGCUAUCCAAAAGGAGCCUGACAUUGAAAGGGUUAAGCGCAACGAAAAGAAUCUGAGCACUCUGCACUUCAUGACUGCGUACCAGUUGGGUCAGAAGCUGGGGGUGAGUGCGCUUUUUGUGUCACGCAUCACUGGCACGGUCUUCGUCCAGAUGAACAGUCGGGAAGCAGAAACGGCCUCACUCGUUAACGUGGGACUCAAUCUCAAGUUCAACAAAUCAAAUGAAGAGGUACCAGGCUACUCAAAGAAAAUGAAUGAGGGCUGGUUGUAUUCGAAUAAGUGCUACGACGUAGUGAAGGAAUACCUGGAAAAGUUCACAGAAUUCAUCGAGAAAAUUCAGAGCCGAAUGGACCGUGACAAGAUCAACGUAGAGGACAUCUUCCCCGAUGGCGCUGGUGCGGAUGAAGUGAGGGAAGUCGCCAAGUGGAUUAAAGGUCAAGGAUGCUCUCAAAUGGGUCGUAUGAAGUGUGGAUCUGAAAUGCUCGACGAGGGCGUCAUCAAAGCAAUUGAGGAGACGGUAGAUGAGCUGCAGAGCCAGCAAGGAACAGAAAAAAGUGUUGUUAUCGAAGUUCUUCCAAAGUCUCUCUACCAGAGUGAGAUGUGCAUGGGCAACAUUAAGCCAGACCCGUCAACGUCUUAUCGGCUCUAUGACCGUGUGGUCAACGUCCGUGAAGGGAUUACUGUGCCUCUGGGACUACGGGGCACAAUCACCGGCAUUUCUAAGACUGCUACUGACAGUUUUACACUCUAUAACGUGGUGUUCGACAAGAACUUUGUCGGAGGCCUCAGUCUCAUGUGUUCACCUGGUCGAGGCUAUCGCAUGCCGGAGGCAUCUCUAGUCAACCUUUCCCAUGGUGCACGCAUCAACCGUGGCCAGCAGAUCUAUGAAAUUCCAGCUAGGAGAGAAGCUCCCUUCGUUCUGACACGACAGCCAAGGCAGCCUCCGCCCGUGGAACCGUGGAGCCAACGUUCUGGGGAAGAGGGCCCCCACGGUUUUCCAAAGCAGGAGAGCCCCAGAAUGAACAAGUUCCACCACUCACCAAACUCUCCUUUUGAACUACAAAAGGUCAGAAAAGAGCCCCCUCUGCCUGUGCAGGAAAACCAUGUGUCUGGCAAGUCAGACUUUACAUCAUUGUGGCAGGGACUCCAGAAGGCAAGCAACGAAGUGCACGACCAGUACAAGAAUGCUGAGGUUGCGACCUCAUCUUCGAUUCAGAGUGCACACCAGGGAGUUCGUGUUUCUUUAGAUGAGCUGUUUAGAGGAGCAGCGCAGGCCAGCAAGACUGGUGAUCUGUCUUCAUCGCUCAGCAAUGCGGAAACACUUUUAGCACAAUAUGUCAGAGAGCACAUGGGUUUGGAACCUGAGUACAGCUACACUGCUCAAGCGCACAAGAAAGUACAAGCCAUUAUCACCUUGCCAAACGGAAAGAAGUUCUUCAGCCAGGUGCUAAAAGACCGAAGAGCAGCUGCCCAAGACGCUGCUCAACAGGCCCUCAACAUUUUGACAAAGGAUUCGAAACACUCCAGAACUCCCCACUCAAUGCCAACAACAGUGCCUGCCCAACGUCCCUUCAUGCCUCCACCGUUUAGCAGUCAGGCAUUGCACUCUCUGGGACCUGCUCCUGGUUCCCUCACCCUGACACGAAUGCCGCCACGCUCUUCAGCUGCCCUCAUCCCCGACUCCUUCGUCGAGAGCAAUCAACAGCUGCUUCAGUCCCUCGAGAACUCCGCACCGGCCGAAAGGAGCCAUCCAGUAUCGUGGCAGACCCCCCGUGUGCCCCAUUCGCUGGUGCAACCAGGGAUCGUCUCUCCUCAGGACCAGGCGCGCAUGCCUUUCUACUGGCUCCCGCAGGCCCAGGAGCUCCUCAGCCCGUCGUACUUCACGCAGACGACGGGUGUGCGCUCCGAGCACUAUGGGAGGCAAGGUCACAGUCCCGGCUACAGCGGGUAUGCCGGCGCGGAGUUUGCCCAGAUCACCGGGGGGCGAGAGAUGAACCGGUACGGAGCGCCGAGGCAGCAGCAUAGGAUGUGGCGCAGAAAAGAACCGGCACCUCAGCAAAGUUCUACUAACCAGUUUGUUCCCAUGCAGGUGCUCCGGAACCAACCCACCACUCCAAAGUCUUCAGCGACUGCUGCCCAUGCACAUAAAAGAAAAGACAAAGAUGAGCCCAACAAGAAAGAUAAAGCAGAAAGUGUGGCAAACGUGUUUCAAGACGACCAAGCCACUCCUCCGGAAACGGAAGCCCUCAAAAAGGGAACGCCAGAGGCGGCCGAGCCCACGAAAAUCCCGUGCAGCGAACACUGUCAAAUCCAAGAAACCCGUACUCCCAGUGUGCCUACGGACAGAACGCAUGACAGUUCAAGAACAUCCAGGCAAAGAAGAUCUCGGCUAGCUGUGAAAUUCAACAGUCAGCCUUCGGGCCAGUGACACUGCGGACGGUGUCUCUCGACUCUCACUGCGCAGCUGUUAUAAAAGAGGUAGAAAGUGCUUUUUUUUUU